AUGGCACAACCUUAUAGAAUUCAGGACAGCGGAAGUGGUAAGCAAAUUUUGCCACAAAGCAUACAAGAAAACACUGGAGUGGCACGAAAUCGUUUCAGUCGUAGAAGAGAUAGAAUUUCACGAACGACAAGUUCUAAAAAUUCGGGUCGGGGUGACAUAAUUAGCUUCAGCGUUGAAGAAACGGGAGAAACGUCGAUGAAUAGUAAUGAACCAGCAUCUACGGUUGAGGAGGUAAUUGAAUCGAGUGACAAUGAAAAGGAGAAAAAUAAUGAACAAAUUCAACCUGAAAAUUAUACCCAAAAUUUUGUUCAACCCAUCUAUAUUGAUAUUGUGGAUGAUGGGGAAACAUCGAUGAAUAAUAGAGAAUCAGCACCCUCUAUUGAAGUAAUUGAAUUAAGUGACAGUGAAGAUCAAGAAGAGCUCGAUUAUGAUACUAUAGAGCCAAAUAUCAUGGAAAAUCAAGCAGAAAUUCGCCGAAAAAUUCAUUUGUACGGCCAGAUACGUCCUCAAACUGAAGAAGAACGCGAAUAUUCACCAUCACCAUGUGAAGGAUUCACAAUAGAUUUGGAUAAAGAUUAG
Molecule: messenger RNA, 579 nt
Organism: Ambispora leptoticha
Lineage: Eukaryota; Fungi; Glomeromycota; Glomeromycetes; Archaeosporales; Ambisporaceae
Source: the annotation of a GenBank genome assembly